AUGUCUCCUACCCUCGAACGUAUAAGAAGUUUAACGGAGGACGCCACUAGCCAAGGGAAUAUGCUGCGACGAAAUGCGUAUACUCAGCUUAAAUCACUCACUGGCAUUCAGCAUUCCCCUUCUCUGAAAAGGGAAACUGCCGGAAUCCGACCGCGGCAUGAAUAUAAGAGCUAUUUCGCAUACCUAGAUUCUAGAUCGUUGAAUCGCUCUAAACAUCCGCAUCCCAGAAAGAGAUUGGAGGAUUAUCAGGAGGAUACUGAAUCCAAGAGCGACAGCGAGGGAAGAGAUGGUGAUGUUACUAGUGAUGAUGAGAGUGUUAGUGAGAGUGUAGAUGAGGAGGAGGAAGGAGAGGGAGGAGAAGAUGAAGAACCCGAACUCACAGGACCUAGUGCCUCAGUACCGGCAGGGGGCCCACCUAGGGUUUUAGGCACUGGGACUGUUCCAACAGAAUCCGUGGACUCCGGAACUGGGGGCUCCUCUACCGGAAUCUCAGCAAACCCAUCGUCUUCGAAUGCUGGUUUGCCUAAGAACCCGGCACAUCUAGCGGUCCUAAUUACAGGGAUAAUAGUUGCCGUCGUUUUCUUCUUGUUUGUGGUGGCUUGUAUGAUGGUGCGAUCUAAAAAGCGACAAAAGCCUGGAGGUCUUUAUAGUAGAUACCAAGAUCUGCGUCGAAAAGCUGGGGUAGGUCCACAGCCAAACGCUGUCAGUGGAAGCGAUAAAACCAUCCAACUCGAAAAGGGUAGCAUGAUGCCAACCGUUCCAUCAUACUGGGAUCCAGUGUCCAGUUUUUCCAAACCAUUCAUCCAGUUGGAAUGGCGCAACACCCAGAAGAGCUGUACUUCGGUAUUAUGUAGGGUUGUCACUGGAGCAAAAUCUAGCAUCCCCCAUAUCAAAGCCAGGCCUAAAUCUUUAGUUUUAAGAGGCCCAGACUUCAAUCCUGCGAUUCCCAAGGCGGUGGCCGGCUACGAUGAAAUUCAACCUCUAGCAAAGGUACACACUACCGAUUCCAACAAGUCUUCGCCACUUCUUGCGCAGGGCCAAGAAAAUGGGGAAGUCCAGAAAACUCUGCCAUAUAUAUCUAAGUUCUCGUGGACAAAUACUCCAUCGACAAACACAAUACCCUCAAUAUAUUUAUCCCAGACUCCACAAAAUCCAUUUAUAAUUGAUGAGAACGAUGCUGCAACCACAUACACAGAUGAUACCGAGCCUCCUCGCUUUAGGAGCACGACGAGCUGGGUACAGCAACAGCAGAUCAAGAACCAACAACAUGCCCAGUCAAACCCCUAUAGACCUAAACCACCACCUAAUGAUACUGAAUAUUCUGGAUUGGAAAACCCAAGACCUCCCAGCGGGGCUCUAAUAGGCGUUGCGAUUUAA
Molecule: messenger RNA, 1377 nt
Organism: Paracoccidioides lutzii Pb01
Exons: 2
Coding region: 1-1377 (458 amino acids)
Source: RefSeq, a predicted model, not a curated record